AUGCAGGAAGGUUAUUACCUUUUUAUCGUGGUCCGGAACAACUCGUCUUCGUGGACGAAAUAUCAAAAGACGGGCGGAGCGUUUUACGAAAACACGCAUGGUCGAAACGAAGAACACCAGCCGUCGUCAGCCUACCAUCCGCACGAGGUCAACGUCGUCGCGUGCACGAGUGCACUACUCGGCAGGCCGUCAACCAGAUAA
Molecule: messenger RNA, 201 nt
Organism: Phytophthora nicotianae INRA-310
Lineage: Eukaryota; Oomycota; Peronosporomycetes; Peronosporales; Peronosporaceae
Exons: 2
Coding region: 1-201 (66 amino acids)
Source: RefSeq, a predicted model, not a curated record